Messenger RNA from Colletotrichum destructivum, 638 nucleotides. RefSeq lists its product as uncharacterized. NCBI's taxonomy places the organism in Eukaryota, Fungi, Ascomycota, Sordariomycetes, Glomerellales, Glomerellaceae. The transcript has a single exon. The record is from RefSeq and is a predicted model, not a curated record. The coding region runs from base 323 to 583 and encodes 86 amino acids.
ACAUUUGUUUACAUCUAUUUUCAGUAAUUCACCCGUAUCCAAAAGCUGGUGAAGAGGGCAAACUCGACUUCCAAUCUGGCCGGCCGCAUCUCCGUGACACGUACAUGAGGAUGGGCCGAUGCGUAUGCAGGUCCCUUUUCCGGACGUCCGAAGACAUCAAGAAUCACCAAUAUUCAGCCACCUUCCCCCUUCCCCCCAGGUUUUAACGUUCUUAUACUUCUGCUGCUGCCGUGACAUUCUUCAUACGCCAAAAGAAAUAACAUAAAUCAGAGGGAAACCCUCGUGUAUCACAGGCCGCCGCAGAACUCACAUCCCGCCCGUCAUGCGCCUCACAGCAGCAACAGCAAUCGGACUCGCGGGCCUGGCCGCCACGCAAGCCAGCGCCUUCACGCCCCUCAACAUCACGGCGCUGUCGAGCCGCGACGGCUACUCCGUCAUCGAGUGCUGGCAGCUCGCCGCCGAGCCCGUCGAGGCGCGGGCGGCCCUCAACUACGCGGUCGGCGGCGACCUGACGCGCGCCGAGUGGUCCAUCAUCCAGCCCCGGACGACGGUGGGCGAGGCUUGGGCGCCGGCUGUGCAGUGAGUGAUUCUCUUUCUCUCUUUCUCUCUCUCGUGCGAAUGAUAUUCGUGUUCUCUAU